AAACCGUUGCCGGUUCUUUUUUGUUAACCAUCAACAUCAUCAAAAUUUUGUUUUUUAUAAAUUUUCUUUUUCUCUUCUCUCUCCUUCUUUCCUACAAUAAUUAUUAUUAUGGAUAAGUUUUCGCUUAAAAUAUAUUAACUAUUAUUACUAUUGGUUUACCAUGUAAAACUUUGUGACCUCAACAGGAGGAAUUUUGUUAAUUUUUUCUGAUUGUGUUUAAACCAAAACAAUUAAUUCUCCUCGUAUUGUUUCCUGGGUGUUUCCAUUAACCUUUUGUUCAUUUACUAAAAAAAACUGAAACCUUUUUCUUUCCUUUUUUUGUUAGCAAACUUCCUUGUAACGCUUUUAUAAACUCCGUCAAAAUAAUCAUAAUCAUCAUCAUCAUCAACAACAUCAUCACCAUCAUCAUAAUUAUCAUCAUCAACACAUUCCAUUUCUUUUUUUCUCUUUCUCUCCCCCAAUUAUUUAUAUAUAUUUAUCCUCAUCUUGAAAAAAGAAAUUCUCUUCUCUCUCUCUCUCUUCUUCUUCUUCUUCUUCUUCUUCUUCUGAUACUUUUAUCAUGUUUUUUAAGUUAUUUUUCUUCUCUCUCAUUUGUAAUUCUCUUCUCUAUCUAUCAUCAGCAUGUACUGACAAAGAAUGGUUAUGUCCUAGUGAUAAAAUUUGUAUUCCAAGAGAAAAACUUUGCGAUGGUAAAGCCGAUUGUUCAGAUGAAUCCGAUGAAAAGUCAGCCUGCUCAUCCAAACUUUGUGCCACCCUUUUCUGUCAAUAUGGAUGUAAUGCUUCAGCUGAUGGUGGUAUUUGCCAUUGUCCAAUUGGAAUGACCCUUGACCCAAAGGAUAAUGAAAGUUGCACCGAUCUAAAUGAAUGUAAUGAAUGGGGUUAUUGUGAUCAAUUAUGUACCAAUACAAUGGGAGGUUAUAAUUGCUCCUGUUCAACAGGUUAUACAUUAGAUGGUAAUCGCCAUUGUAAGGCCAUUAAUUCAUCUUCAAUGAUCCUUUUAUUUGCACAUCAUACAACCAUAUAUUCAACAAAUUCAAUUGGAUCAAAAUUAGAUGUAAUUGUUAAUUCAACAACAGCAAGUGGAUUAGAUUAUCAUUUUGACAAGAAACUUUUAUUCUGGUCUGAUACCUCAACUAAAACAAUCUACUCGAUCAAUUUAGAUGAAAGAAUUGCAAGUAACAACAACAACAAUAAUGCUUAUGUUAAUUUUACCACAACACCACCACCACCACCACCAUCAUCAUCAUCAUCAUCACCAUCUUCCUCAUCUUCCUCAUCUUUAUCACCUUCAUCAUCUCCAUCGCUUCCAUCCAUUACACCUUUAGUUAACAUCUCUGUACCUUACCAAUGGAAUCCAGUAUCGUUGGCUAUUGACUGGAUAACAAAUAAAAUCUAUGUCUGUGAUAUUCACAAUCAAAAAAUUGAUAUUUUCGAUCUGGAAGGUAAAACCAGUGCAAUUGUUUUAAGUCAAAAUAUUACCGCUCCAUUGGAUAUAGCACUUGAUCCAACCCAGGGUUACAUGUUUUUCACUGAUUCCGAUAAUAUUGAUCGUGCCUUCAUGGAUGGUUCCCAGCGUAAAACCAUUGUCUCUGCAUAUAUUUAUAAAGCAUCCGGAUUAACCUUGGAUUAUGUUAAUCGUCGUCUUGUCUGGUGUGAUUCACAAUUAGAUCAGAUUGUUAUUGUUGAUUAUGAGGGUAACAAUCGUCAUACAGUUUUAAGAGGUUCAACCAAAGUUCCAGCACCAGUACGGAUUACCCUUUUUGAGGAUACAAUCUAUUGGACAGAUUCAACUCGCCAAGGUAUUUUAAAGGUUAACCUUUAUAAUACCAGUCAACCCAUUGAGACAAUUUACCGUGAGAAAACAACACCCGAACCUAAAGGUGUUAUCUCAUAUCAUUACCUGAGACAACCUUCUACCGAUAAUCCAUGUGGCAAUAGGAAUGGUGGAUGUCAACAUAUGUGUAUUCUUACCCGAAUUGAGAGAGAUUCAAAGGACGAUUUUACUCUUGGCUAUAGGUGUGCCUGUGAAACCGGUUAUGAGUUGGCACCUAACCAGAAAUCAUGUACACCGGUUAAAGAGUUUCUACUUUACUCACAGCAGAAAUUUGUUCAUGGAAUAUUGAUUAAAGAUUCUGGUUACAAUUACCAAUCAUCAUCUUCUUCAUCUGAUGCCUUCUCUGAUGCCAUUGUACCGAUUGUUGGUCGAUCAGCACGUUAUGUUGGUCUUGACUAUUCUUUCCAAUCACAGUAUAUUUACUAUUCUGAUGUUAUACUUGAUGUUAUUUAUAAGAUUAAGGUUGAUGGAAGUGGUAAAGAAAAUGUACUCGCCUCACAAAAUGAAGGUGUUGAAGGUUUAGCGCUUGAUUGGGUUACCAAUAAUCUUUAUUAUAUUGAUUCGAGAAAGGGUACACUUAACGUUCUUAACACUGGUAAUCCAACUUAUCGACGAACUUUAUUGAAAAGUUUAAAACGUCCAAGAGCAAUUGUUGUCCAUCCUAAUAAGGGUUAUAUCUUUUUCUCGGAAUGGGAAAGACCAGCCAAUAUUUCACGAGCUUAUCUUGAUGGUACCAAUGUAAUGGUUUUCCGAGGUGUACUUCUUGGUUGGCCUAAUGGAUUAUCAAUAGAUUAUCAAUAUGAUCGACUCUAUUGGUGUGAUGCUCUUCUUGACCAUAUUCAACAUGCUAAACUUGAUGGUUCCGAUGUUAAGACAAUCUCUUCACCAAGGAUUAAACAUCCAUUUUCAAUUGUUAUUCACAAUGAAUGGCUUUACGUUACCGAUUGGAGACUUGAUGCAAUUUUACGAAUGAAUAAAGUCAAUGGUUCUAAUGAAAUGAUUGUUCGAACCGUUGAGGAACACAAUCGAUUAUAUAGUAUUAAAAUGUUCAGCAAGAGUAAUCAAGAGAUUGAUGCUCGUCAUCCAUGUCUCACCAAUAACGGUAAAUGUCAAAAGUUUUGUUUCGGUGUACCAUCAAAUACAACCGAUUUUGGUCUAGAAGCAAAAUGUGGAUGUCCCUAUGGGGAAAAGCUUUCCGGUGAUGGUAUUAGUUGUGCUUCUAAUCCCGAUAGUGAACCACCAGUUCGACCUUGUCCAAAUAGUUGGGAUUUUACCUGUAACAAUCAACGGUGUAUUCCGAAAACUUGGGUUUGCGAUGGAGAUGAUGAUUGUUUAGAUAAUUCAGAUGAACAACAGAAUUGUACCCAAUCAUCUUGUUCCGCUAAAGAGUUUGCCUGUGCCUCAGGUCGAUGUAUACCUUUAACCUUUCGCUGUGAUGGUGAUAAUGAUUGUGGCGAUUUCUCAGAUGAACAACAUUGUCCGAAUGUCACUUGUGGUGCUAACGAAUUUGCUUGUGAAAAUGGUCGGUGUAUUCCCUCUUCAUGGAAAUGUGAUUCUGAAAACGAUUGUGGCGAUGGUUCAGAUGAAGGUGAUUCUUGUCAAGAAAAAACUUGUGCCUAUUAUCAAUUCACUUGUCCAGGUAGAUCUCAAUGUAUUCCUCAAUCAUGGAUAUGUGAUGGUGACAAUGAUUGUUUUGACCAAGCGGAUGAGCAAAAUUGUCCCUCUGUCACUUGUCUUUCUCAUCAAUUUCAAUGUGCUAACGGGAAACAAUGUAUCCUUGAAUCUUAUCACUGUGAUGGUGUCGCUGAUUGUAAUGAUGGUUCAGAUGAAAAGGGUUGCCCCUCACUUGCACCCAAUCAAUGUGACACCGAGAAACAUUUCAAGUGUGAAAAUUCAACCUUCUGUCUACCCAAAACAUGGUAUUGUGAUGGUAAUUAUGAUUGUGAGGAUGGUUCAGAUGAACCAUCAACGUGUGAUUUAGUUGAAUGCCCACCGAAACAUUUUAAGUGCAAUAAUUCAAAGUGCAUCUUUAAAUCAUGGAUUUGUGAUGGUCAAGAUGAUUGUGGUGAUGGUUCCGAUGAGGAUCAUCGUCAUGCUUGUGGUUCAGCUCCAUUUUAUUGUCCAGCGGGUCAAUGGUUGUGUCCAAAUGUCACGGAAACUUGUAUCGAUUUUGAUAAAGUUUGUAAUGGUAAAGAAGAUUGUCCCAAUGGUUCCGAUGAAGGUCCAGCCUGUGAACUUGAUCCAUGUUCAGCCAUGAAUAAUUCAACCUUAAAAUGUGCCUACAACUGUACAGCAACUCCUUUAGGUGCCGUUUGUACCUGUCCACCAGGUCAAAGGUUAAAUGAUACCCUAACCUGUAUUGAUAUUGAUGAAUGUGCAAUACCAGGUAAAUGUUCACAAUUUUGUGAGAAUGUUAAAAGUUCCUAUAAGUGUUAUUGUGACGCUGGAUAUGAGGCUGUUCAUCCAUUCAAAAAUACAACUGACCAUGGUUUCGUUCAUGGGGCAAGUUGUAAAGCCCUUAAUCGUACCUUGGCCUAUUUGGUUAUCUCUAAUCGUCGAUCAAUUCUCAUCUCAAAUCUUAAUACAACUUCACUUGAAAGGAUUCCCGUUAGGGUAGAAAAUGUUGUCGCAACUGCAUCCGAAAUGGCCACUGGUACAAUCUAUUGGUCUGAUAUGCAUGCUAAGAAAAUUUUCCGUCUCACCAAAGGUUCAAAUGAGGCUGAAGUAGUUGUCGGCUCAGGUCUUGAUCUGGUUGAAGGUUUAGCGGUUGAUUGGAUUGCUCGUAAUCUUUAUUGGGUUGAUUCAAAAUUGAAAACCAUUGAAGUGUCAACAUUAGAUGGUAAAAAUCAUGUUAUCCUUGUUUCCCAGAAUAUUAGUCAACCAAGAGGAAUAUCACUUGAUCCUCGUGAAGGAUCACGGGUACUCUUUUGGACUGAUUGGGGUGAAAAUCCACGAAUAGAGAGAAUCGGAAUGGAUGGUAAUGAACGUAAAGUUAUCAUUGAUACCAAAAUUUACUGGCCCAAUGGAUUAACUAUUGACAUACCCACUCGAAGAGUUUAUUUUGCUGAUUCCAAAUUGGAUUAUAUUGAUUUCUGUGACUAUGAUGGUAAAAAUAGGCAACAAGUUCUAGCCCAUAAUCAUUACCUACUUCAUCCUCAUUCAUUGACAGUUUUUGAAGAUACACUUUACUGGACUGAUCGUCAAUUAAAUCGAGUCCUUUCUUGCCAUAAAUAUCGAGGUCUUAAUCAAACUGUUGUCUCUCAUUUGGUCUCACAACCUUUGGGUAUUCAUGUUAAUCAUCCUAUUCUCCAGCCCAAUUCAUCUAAUCCUUGUGCCAAGUCACCAUGUUCACAUUUAUGUUUACUUUCACCCAAACCUGAAGGAUUUACCUGUAAAUGUCCACCAGGUUAUGCAACUGACCGUUCAGCUAAUCCAGGUCGUUGUAUACCAAUUGAGGUUCCCUAUUUAAUGGUUAUGAAAGGAUCACAAAUUGUUGAUGUUCAAUUAACACCAACCGAUACAACAACAGGAUAUUUUACUCCAGUUAUUGGUGUUGAAAAUGGUUAUGAUUUUGAUUAUGAUAAAAAAGAGGGUUACAUUUAUUGGAUUCAAUCAAAAGAUGAAACUCGUGAAAAUAGUACCAUUUUCAAGGUGAGCCUUAAAGGCGGUAAUCAAACGGCUUUCCUAGCUGAUGGUAUCGCUGGGUCACCUUAUUCAAUUGCUUUCGAUUGGAUUGGUCGUAAUAUUUACAUUGGUUCAAUUAAAACAUCAAGUAUUGCCAUAAUUAAAGCCGAUGGUGAUAAAAAUUUCCGACGGGUUAUCCUUUCAAACGAUGGUACUCCAAACGGUGUUGGUAAACCUAAAAGUAUCGCUCUAGAUCCGACCUCUGGUUCAAUCUAUUGGCUUGAUGAGGGUGGUUUCAUGGUACCAACGAAAAUCGGUAAAGCAAACAUGGACGGAACCAAUUCAACGAUAUUGGUCAAAGAUGGACUACUUAAUGUUGAAGCUUUGACCAUUGAUAUUGCUAAUAAACGUUUAUACUUUUCCCAAAGUUCACCAGGAAUAAUUCAAUCGGUUGACCUGGAAGGACGUGAUCGUCAAAUUAAAAUCAAUUCAUCUAUCGAUAAACCUCAAGGUUUAUCUGUUUACAACAAUCGUCUCUAUUACCUUGAUUCAACUUACGAAAGGAUUGUCCGAGUUAAUUUACCUUCUUGUAACAAUUCACUUUUCCUUGAAGAAAACACUCCAAAUUUAAGGAACCUUAAAAUUUACGCUAAAAGACCAGGAUUAGAUAAUCAUCCCUGUCAAAUUGCCAACGGUGGUUGUCUUCAUGUUUGUGUACCAAUGGCUAAUAAACAGCGUCGAUGUCUUUGCAGUACUGGUUAUAAAAGUUCUGGUGAAACAAGUUGUGAGGUUUACAAAUCAUUUGCCGUUGUUUCAUCAUUAACUAAACUUCAAGGAUUCAGUUUGGAAGAUCAUUCUGAAGCUAUGCAACCCGUUUCCGGAGUUGGACAUAAUAUACUUCAUGUCGAUGUUCAUGUGGCUAAAAAUACCAUCUAUUGGAUUGAAUUUAAUCCCGGCGGAUUAAAUGGUAUUUUCUCAAUUAAACCUGAUGGAACUGAUAAGAAGCAAAUUAUCUCGGAUGGAAUUGGUUCUAAUGGUAUUAGAGGAUUAGCGAUUGAUUGGAUUGCGGGUAACAUGUAUUUCACCAACGUUUUCCCCCAUGAAACUUAUAUUGAAGUUUGUUGGCUCGAUGGUUCAAAUAGAAUGGUCAUUUUGAAGACAAUCACUGAUACUCCUAGAGAAUUGGCAGUUAAUCCAAUUAAAAAGUACAUCUACUGGAUUGACCAUGGACAAUUUCCAAAAAUUGAGAGAGCCCUUCUUGAUGGUACCAAUCGAACCUCAAUUGUUUCAAGAGACAUUAAUAGCCCGAGAGAUUUAACUAUCGAUAUUGCAACUCAUGACAUUUAUUGGGUCGAUUCAAAGUUUGAUGCUGUUCAAAAGAUUUACUUUAACGGAGGUCGACGACAAUAUAUUGUUAGGGAUAUCCCAUCACCUUAUGGAAUCGCUAUUAAUGGUGCUUCUGUUUAUUGGGUUGAUCGUAAUUUGAAAACCAUUUUUAGAGCAUCUAAAUUUGCCUCACCCAAUGGUACCAAUCAAUAUGAGUCAAUUAAAUCAAAUCUUGAUACUUUGAGAGAUAUUGUUGUCUUUGAUGCCAAAAAUCAACCAACUGGAGAUACACCUUGUUCUCGUAAUGGUGUUUGUGAUCAAUUGUGUUUUGCUAAACCUGAAGGAUAUUUACCAUCUUGGAGUUGUGCUUGUGCCUCGGGGGUUUUAGCUCCUGAUGGUAAAAGUUGUGUCUCCGUUAAGGAAUAUCUUGUUUUUACCACUCGACGGGAAAUACGUUCUGUUCAUCUUGAUCCAAAACAAUCAGGUUCACCAUUUCAACCUCGUGUUAACAUGACAAACGUUGUUGGUUUAGAUUUUGAUUAUAGUGAUAAGAAACUUUUAUUCACUCAAAUAAGACCCGAUGGAAGUAUCUCUUGGCUUGAUAUCGAGAAACCCGAUGAUGUCCAUACCAUUUUACAGAAUAACAUUAAUCCCGAAGGAAUUGCCUACGAUUGGACAAGUAAAAAAAUCUACUGGACCGAUUCGGCUAAUCGAAGCAUCUAUGCAAUGAACAUGGAUGGAUCUCAGAUUGUGAUGAUCGUACGAGUUGAACGACCUCGAGCGAUCGUUGUUGAUCCUUGUUCGGGUUAUCUUUACUUUACCGACUGGGGACGUUUUGGAAAUUCGGGUAAAAUUUAUCGAACCACAAUGGCGGGUAAUUUUAAGAAGGUGAUCAUUGGAAAUAAUUUGACGCAACCCAGUGGAUUAGCGAUUGAUUAUGAUGAGAAAAAAUUGUAUUGGACUGAUGCAUUGAGAGAGAAAAUUGAAAGAUCCGAUUUAGAAGGUAACAAUCGUGAGGUGCUUCGUCAAGCGACAAUCUAUCCGUUUGCAAUUACCGUUUUUGGUAAUUACAUUUAUUGGACUGAUUUACAAUUACGAGGUGUUUAUCGCGCUGAAAAACAUACCGGUGCUAAUAUGAUUGAAAUGGUUAAACGAUUGGAAGAAUCACCUCGAGAUAUUCAUGUUUUCUCACCUGAUCGACAAAAAUGUGACAAUAAUCCAUGUAUGAUUAACAAUGGUGGUUGUACUGAUUCAUGUCACCAAGCACCCAAUGGUACAGUUGAAUGUCGCUGUAAUACUGGCUUUAAAGUGGCCAAUGAGGGUCGAAUGUGUGUUCCUAAUAAUGUUACUUGUGAUCCAACUAAAUACGCUUGUGCCAAUGGUAAAUGUAUACCAAGACUUUGGGCCUGUGAUGGUGAUGAUGAUUGUGGUGAUAAAACUGAUGAGGAUAAAAACUUUUGUACCUUCCAUACCUGUGGACCAAAUGAGUUCCGAUGUGGAAACGGAAGAUGUAUAUUUAAAACAUGGAAAUGUGAUCAUGAAAAUGAUUGUGGCGAUGGAACUGAUGAAGAAGACUGUUCUUAUCCACCCUGUGCUGAUGGUGAAUUUACCUGUGCUAAUUCAAGGUGUAUUCCUCAGUCUCAAGUUUGCAAUGGUAUCAAUGAUUGUAAAGACAAUAAAACCUCAGAUGAAAGUUUAGAACAUUGUCCAAAAAAUCGUACCUGCCCAGGUAAUCAUAUUCCAUGUGCAAAUACAAACAUUUGCGUUGAACCUUAUUGGCUUUGUGAUGGUGAUAAUGAUUGUGGUGACAAUUCUGAUGAAGAUAAGGUUGCCUGUGCCUCUCGAACUUGUCCACAGAAUAGUUUCCGUUGUCCAAAUCAUAGGUGUAUUCCUGCAACUUGGCAUUGUGAUGGUGACGAUGAUUGUGGUGAUAAAGCAGAUGAACCGGAAGAUUAUUGUAAAAGUGAUAAGCGUACCUGUUUCGGUGAUUUAUUCACCUGUGACAAUGGUAAUUGUAUACCAAGAAUUUAUCUUUGUGAUGGAGACAAUGAUUGUUUAGAUAAUUCAGAUGAAGAUGUAAGACAUCAAUGUGACACUCGAACCUGUGAUCCAGAUCGUGAAUUUACCUGUACACAAAAUAAAAACUGGGGUAGAGCUCAAUGUAUACCUAAAAGGUGGAUAUGUGAUGGAGAUCCUGAUUGUGUUGAUGGGGCAGAUGAAAAUACAACUUUACACAAUUGCCCACCUCCUGAGCCUUGUGAUACGGAUCAAUAUCGUUGUAAUAACAAUCGUUGUAUCAAUAAAGAAUGGGUUUGUGAUCAUGAUAAUGAUUGUGGCGAUGGUUCAGAUGAACCGAGAAAUUGUACCUUCCGAGCCUGUACUUCAGAUGAAUUUUCCUGUAAUAAUAACAAAUGUAUUCGUCUUACCUAUUUUUGUGAUGGUGAAGAUGAUUGUGGUGAUAAUUCAGAUGAAACCGGAGAAAAGUGUAAAAAAGAACCGGUCACUUGUGCCCCAGGACAAUUUAAAUGUAAAAAUGAUGCCUGUAUACCUUAUGAAAGAGUUUGUAACAAACAAUUGGAUUGUUCUGAUGGUUCAGAUGAACCUGCUCAUUGUGGUGUUGAUGAAUGUCUUAAGGUGGAAACAAAUCAAUGUGAACAUAAAUGUGUCAAUACACCAACAAGUUUCUACUGUGAAUGUAAUGAAGGUUAUCAAUUAAUGAAGGAUGGUAAAGCCUGUGAAGAUAUUGAUGAAUGUCGCCAAGAGAAGGGAAAAUGUAGCCAAUUUUGUUUCAAUACUCCAGGAUCGUUUUACUGUAAAUGUAAUGAAAAUUAUUAUGAACGAGAACGAGAUGGCCGAUCAUGUAAACGUCGAGAUGCAGUUAAACCUUGGUUGGUGUUUUCAAAUCGUUAUUAUCUUCGUAACAUGUCAACCGAUGGAAAGGAAUAUAAUCUAAUUAAAAUGGAUCUGAAAAAUGUUGUCGCUCUUGAUUUUGAUUAUUCAGAGGAAAGGUUAUAUUAUGCCGAUGUUGGUAAUAAAACUAUUAACCGAAUCUUUAUUAAUGGUACUAAAGAUGAGAAUGUUGUCCGUCAUGAGGCUCAUGGUCUUGAAGGAUUAGCUGUUGAUUGGAUUGGAAGGAAAUUGUAUUGGCUUGAUCGAACCAGUAAACAUUUAGAUGUUUCCGAACUUGAUGGUCGACAUAGGAAAACAAUUCUCGGCGGUGGUAUGACUGAUCCUCGAGCGGUAGUUGUCCAUCCAGGUAUUGGUUACCUUUUCUUUACCGAUUGGGGUCACCAUGCGUUCAUUGGUAAACUUGGUAUGGAUGGAUCAAAUUUCACUCGAAUUGUUUUGUACACGGAAAAAUUGGUCUGGCCUAAUGCUCUGGCUAUCGAUUAUUUUAGUGAUAAAAUUUUCUGGGCUGAUGCUCAUUUGGAUUAUAUUGAAUACUCUGAUUUUAAUGGUAAAUUCCGACAUCAAGUACUUUCCGGUCCUUCGGUUCCUCAUGUUUUCGCGCUUUCUGUUUUCGAUGAUUGGCUUUAUUGGACUGACUGGAAUAUCAAGGCUGUUAUUCGAGCUCAUAAGUUUACUGGAGAAGGUCUUGAAGUGCUGAGAAACACAUCUCAUCGUCCUUAUGAUCUUCAUAUUUAUCAUCCGCUUAAACAAUUACCUUAUCCUAAUCCUUGUGGUAAUACCAAUGGUAAUUGUUCACAUCUUUGUCUAAUUGCUCCUGGUUCAACGGUUGAUUCAACAACCUACAAAUGUGCCUGUCCGGAUAAUUUUAUCCUUGCCGCUGAUAAUAAAACUUGUUUCGCCAAUUGUACCAAAGGCCAACAUCGAUGUGGUCAUCCAGAUGAAAUUUGUGUCCCUAUUUUCUGGACCUGUGACGGUGAAAAGGAUUGUAUGGAUGGUUCAGAUGAACGUAAUUGUCCACCAUUUAUUUGUAAAAAGGGAAUGUUCCAAUGUAAAAAUAAUCAAACUUGCGUCUCACGAAUUCGUAUUUGCGAUGGAAUCAACGAUUGUCCCGAUAAAUCUGAUGAAAGUUUCUGUGAUCAUCAUUGUGGUGAACAUAGUUUCAAGUGUAAAUCAACUGGUCGAUGUGUUCCCGAUUCAUGGCAAUGUGAUGGUGAUGAUGAUUGUUCAGAUGGUUCUGAUGAAGCACCAGAACAUUGUCACCAUCGAGAAUGUGAUUCAGCCACACAAUUUCAAUGUCGAAAUGGUAAAUGUAUUCCUAAACUUUGGUAUUGUGAUUUUGAUGAUGAUUGUGGAGAUGAUUCCGAUGAACCUGCUCACAUUUGCCGUAAUCGUAAUUGUACAACGGGAUGGAAAAAGUGUCCCACUCGUAAUAACUAUCGUUGUAUACCCAGUUGGCUAUUCUGUGAUGGUAAAGAUGAUUGUCGAGAUGGUUCAGAUGAGAAUAAUCCAGAAUAUUGUCCAAAAUGUUCCGAAACUGGUGACUUUAAAUGUGGAAAUGGCCGAUGUAUUCCACUUCGUUGGAGAUGUGACUUUGAAGACGAUUGUGGUGAUAAUUCAGAUGAAGAUCCUAAAAAGUGUACUGACCUUUAUCGAGAUUGUUCCGAAAGUGAAUUCCAAUGUGGAACCAAAAAGUGCAUUCCCUCAAGAUGGAGAUGUGAUCAUGAUGAUGAUUGUGAGGAUGGUUCCGAUGAGAAAGAGUGUCAAGAUUAUAAAUGUAAAGAAGAUCAAUUUAAAUGUAAAAGUGGACAUUGUAUAUCAUCAAAAUUGGUUUGUGAUGGUCAUAAGGAUUGUCGUGAUGUAUCAGAUGAAAUGAAUUGUCCAACUCGAUAUCCAGGUGGACGUUAUUGUCCCGCAAAUCAAUUCCAAUGUAAUAACACCGUUUGCCUGAGACAAGAUUUCCUUUGUGAUGGAGAUGAUGAUUGUGGUGAUAACUCUGAUGAAGAUGAAUCGGUUUGCUCCAAUUUUACCUGUGAUGUGACCCGAAAAUUUCAGUGCCAUAAUAACAAAUGUAUACCCUUGUGGCAAAUUUGUAACGGUGAUGAUGAUUGUGGUGAUGGAUCAGAUGAAAAUAAUCAUACUCUUUGCCGUAAAUGGCCAGUCCAUUGUUUACCUAAUCAAUUCAAGUGUGCCAACGAUCAAUGUGUACCAUUGGAAAAAAUUUGUGACCAUUCAGAUGAUUGCGGGGAUGCUUCCGAUGAGAGAGGUUGUCAUACAGGUGAAUGUACACCAACUCACCGAGGUGGUUGUGCUCAUAAUUGUACCUCUGUGGGGGAAGGUGGUUACAUUUGCAUUUGCCCUCGAGGUUAUCGAAUCUCAUCUAAUAAUACCAAAGCAUGUGAAGAUAUUGAUGAAUGUUCAACGUUUGGUCACAAUUGUUCACAAAUUUGUAACAAUUUUGAAGGUUCCUAUGGGUGCUCAUGUAAACCAGGUUUCAAAAUGUUUGAUGAAAAGUGUGCAGCAAUUGGUCAUCCAGCGGUCAUCAUGAUUGCUAAUGGUUUAGAUAUCAGAGCCAUUGACAAUUCUCAGCAACAUCAAUCGUCACUUAUCGCGGGUGAAAGUCGCAUUCAAGCAUUAGAUUAUGAUCCAGGAAAAGAUUUAAUGUACUGGACCGACUCAUAUGAGAAGACCAUUAAAAGAUCAUUUAUCCCAGAUCCUCUUGAUCGUGAUCAUGGUUUGGGAUUCUCACAGAAUUUACAACUUAAAAGUUCAACUAAAUUAAGUGAUAUUGCUUUUGAUUGGAUUGGAGGAAACUUGUAUUGGAUGGAUGUUGAUCUAUCGGGUACUAAACCGAAAGGCAGGAUACUCACCAGUCGAGCUGAUGGUCGUUACCGUAAAGUUAUUGUAAACGCGUUGGAAAGGCCAACAUCCUUGGCACUGGAUCCAGAAAGAGGUCUAAUGUUCUGGGCUGAUGCUGGAUCAUCUCCCAAAAUCGGUGUCUCCUGGAUGGACGGUACCAAAGGAUCGGUCAUUGUAUCAGAACGACUUGGUAUUCCUUCAGGAUUGGCUAUUGACUAUGAAGCGGAUCAUCGGUUAUAUUGGUGUGACUCUAAAUUUAAUACAAUUGAAACAAGUAAACAAGAUGGAAGCGAUAGAGUAAUUAUUUUGAAAGGUGAUCUACAACAUCCGAUUAGCAUUGAUCUAUUUGAAGAUCAAGUUUACUGGGUGACCAAAGAUACUGGUGAAGUUUACAGGCAAGAUAAAUUUGGACGUGGGGUUAAGGUUCGCGUAAAGAGAGGGUUAGAACAUGCUACCGAUAUAAAAAUCUACCAAGAAAAGAAGUACAAUACAUCAGCUCCCAAUCCAUGUAAACCAACAACUUGUUCACAUUUAUGUCUAAUAAUACCAAGAGGAUAUCGAUGUGCAUGUCCAGACGGAAGCUCAGGUCCAACCAGUUCAACGGGUCAUUGUAACAUUGGAUUUGAAAACGUUUACGCUGAACCAUACCGAUGCCCAUGUCGAAACGGAGGUUACUGUGAUAAAGAUACCGUCACAUUAUGUAAAUGCUCACCCAACUUUGAAGGGCCACAUUGUGAAACAAGGGUUGACAAAUAUCCCAUCAGUGGACCAUCAGCAAUAUUUGCUAACAUCAUUUUACCCAUUCUGCUGGUUCUCAUUGCAUUGGCUUUAGCCUCAGGGUUAUUCCUAUUCUUCAAGAAACGAAACUUUAAACCUGGAUUCAAGAACCAAAGUGUAUCUUUCCGAAGUGGUACCAAUGUUGAAUUUUCAAGUCCAACGUUCAUGCACAAUGGGCCUCAUGAAAACACCAAUGGGUAUCUAUCUUUUCAGGAACCAUUGGACAGUGAAUUUCACCUUGGAACCAUAAAAACGACCGAUUUUAGUAAUCCAAUGUACGAAGCUCUUGGAAAUGGAGGUGAAGGAGCUAAACAAAGUAGUACCACCGAAGAAACCUCAGUAUCUAAGCAACAAGUUGGACUUUAUGAGAUUGCUGAUGAUAUUUUAGAGAAAAAGUUACCGGAAGAACAUGUCUAUGAAAGUCCACCUUCACUUGGAUCAGCUGUUCUAUCGCCAUCAAGUAUAGUCCAUCGAUCAUCACCACAAGUACACAUAAGACAAACGGCACUUAAUCCGACCUCCGUUGAUACAGAUAAUGAUAAACAGCAACUUGUGGAAGAAGAUAAAUCUGAAUGUUAACAAGAAAACAUGUUAUUUAAAUUUUGUGAUGAUAUAGUAUUUUAUUAAUAUUACAAUUAUUAUUAUUAACUAUUGAUUAUUAUCAUAUAAUUAGAGUUGAUUAUGUGAAGAAAUUAAUUUUCCAGAAAGAGAGAGAGAGAGAAAAGUUCAGGAACUCAAAAAACAAAGUGAGAUAUACUAUAGUAUAAUUUUUCAUUAACAAAACUAAUCAAUUAACUAUUUUUUUUCUCAAUCUUAAUCAAUAUUAUUAUAUAAAUAGACAGAUUUCUAUUAUAAUUAUGAUACAAAGCUGGAAAACAUUGACAAGAUGCAACAUUAAUUAGCGUAAAGAGAAAAUAGUUAAUAAUAUUUAUUACAAUAUGUUGUGUUGAAUGAAUUUUUGAACAAUCAAUGUCUCUUGGUGCUAAUUAGACAUUUAAUUUUGAUGAUUUCUCUCUCAAUUCAUAUCAUUCCUUUUCCAAUCAAUCAAUCGUUUUCCAAUCAUCUUCCACAUGGAUGAUAAGUUGUUCUCCAUUCCAUUCAACACUUUCUCCACUGUCUCUCUCUCUCUCUCUCUCUCUCCGCCGCUCUCUUUGUUUUCCAUCUUAAUCCUGGUCAUCUUAUUCAUCGAACCAGUGAUAACAAGCGACCAUCAUCAUCAUCAUCAUCAUCAUCAUCGUCUCCAUCUUCAUCUUCAUCUUCAUAAUCAUCAUCUCCUUUCUUGAUAUCUGUUUAUUGAAUCUCUUCAUCUUUCUUGCUCAUCAUCUUCAUCUUCGUCAUCUUCAUCUUUCAACCAUUAACCAAUUAUUUCACCAUUUGAUUUUGGAAUCAAAUUAAUCAACUUAUUUCCUCUCCUAAUCAUCCAUAGAGAUUUAAUCAACAUCAACGAUCUUCUCAACAUUACUGACAUUGAUUAACUAACUAAUAAUUACCUUUUGUAAUUGAUAUAUACAUACACUAAUUAAGAGGAAUAACAAUUUAAAGUGAUCAUCAUUCAAACUCCCACAUCAAUAAGCAAUCAAUUGAAAUACCAUGAAAUUUUAAUAAUAACAACAACAAUAAUAAUAAUAGGAACAUGAAUCAAUCUAAUUAUAUAGCACCAAUUUUUGAUAAAUCAACUGAGGAUUUAUCAGUAAAUUAAUUGUAAAAAGCAAAUUAAUUACUUCUAAUGCAAUUUUUUUUGUAAAACUUUAUUAUUAUAUAAUUGAAAUACCGUUAACAACACCACUCAAACCUUAUCAAGUCCUCCUACUCUCUCCCACCAUACUAAUUGUAAUGUAAUCAACUGAGCAAUUACCCUUAAUUGCUACACUUUAACAUUGAUUAUUAUGAAAACUAUUUGAAUCAAUUGACAAAAACAAACAACAACAACAUCCCAUCAUUGAUAAAAUUGAUAUAAAUUGUGAUAAAAUGUUUUUAUAUUAAAAAAAAGACUACAACAAA
Panonychus citri (citrus red mite) is the source of this 15328-nucleotide messenger RNA. RefSeq names its product low-density lipoprotein receptor-related protein 2-like (gene mgl). NCBI's taxonomy places the organism in Eukaryota, Metazoa, Arthropoda, Arachnida, Trombidiformes, Tetranychidae. The record is from RefSeq and is a predicted model, not a curated record. Gene Ontology annotation, molecular function: calcium ion binding; protein binding. The transcript is spliced from 9 exons. The coding region runs from base 560 to 13906 and encodes 4448 amino acids.